AUGUCGAUCUCGCUGCAGCACUUGUGGAAUGCAAGUUGCCGCGAGAGGGGGGGGGAGGAGGAAGAGGAAGAGGACAACAUGAUUGGUGUGGGACGCUCUGACAGGUCCACCACGUGCUUGCCCCUCAAAGUGCCAGGACUGCAGUCACUCAGGGGCCGCAAGCCACUCCGCACCCCCACUUAUGGGGAGGAUGUCGACCAAGCACUAACCUUUCCUGCUGUUGUUUCUUCUUCUGGCACAACGACUGAGGGGAAUAUGGAUAGUCCCACCGGCAUCCGCCUGCCGAAGGACAUACUCGAUAAUGCCUACCUAGUGCCUCUGCCCAGAGUAUCUGGCAAUGCAUUCACCUCCACUCCCACCGGGUCUGCAUAUUCGCUGAAAGAAAUGGGUGAGUCGGAGUUAAAGGGCCAAAAGCAACAACAAUCGCGGAAGUGGCACGUGGAUAAAAAAGGUAAGGAUAGGAAGGGGUGGUUUGCUAAUCGGACACUCCCAAUAGCAUGCAUACUGAUUCCUUACUUGCUGGUUCUCAUAUGCGUGGCGCUCUUCUCCGCUCUAAUGCCGAGCCUAAUGGCCUUAAAGAGUGUAAACGACUCUAUAAUGGGUUACCACGAGUACCUACAGCUGGAGAUAUCUUCCCAUGUGGUAAACGCGCUCAAUAUGCCCCCUCUGCUCUCGAGUGUCUUUAUCGGCCUGUACAUCAAACACGAGGCGAGGCCAAGCCCGAAUGAUGAUGUGGUACCGAUGGGCUUCGACAUGACACGGAGGCUGUGCGCCUCACUGCGUCAUAUGGACCGGAUGCGGUUGCUGACAUCUGCCUUUGUUGCCUCCGUCACGCGCGAUGAGAUUGCCCUCUGUUCACGCGGCUUUCACCAAAAUUACUUUGCCACUGUGUUGCUUAAUGAGGAAGACGGUCUGUUGCUUGGUCCUGUUGCUGUUGAUCCCCGCACAUUGCAGGUCGUCGAUCCACCCCUCUUCCUGGGCAACUUUAUUGAGGCCUUUACGCUGCAGCAGCUGGUGUACAACAUGACCGACACAGGAAGUCGGCUGGAUGCAUGGAAGCGGGAGGUGGAAGCAGGUCGGCAGCAGCCCAUAGGCAUGUGGUUCAUUGAGAACUUUUUAAACAUGCGCUAUGCAUACACACACCCGUUUAUUGAGAAAGACGGCAGUGUCUCUUUCUUCAAGGUCGCGGUGGAUUUUAAUCGCAUGAUUAAGCGCAUGUUCCUUCGUAGCGGGAACCUUCCCCACGCGCUUAGAGUGAUGGUUCUUGAGGAUGACGACACAGGUACGGACAUCGAUGGCACCAAUAAAGAGAGCAGGAUGCGGAUUAUUGGAAGCAGUUGGGAGCAGGACUCACGUUAUGUAGAACGGAGCACGGGCGUUGCCAAGGAGUCCCUCGACACGGACGGCGACAGUGUGAAUGGAGUCUUGACAGUUUUUCCAACCCUACGGGAUGUCACCGAUCCGUUGAUGCGGUCAGCCGUUGAAUACACCAAUAUCAACAGUCUCAUGCACACAGUGCGCAACAACAAUGUGUUUUACACAAGGUUCCCAUACGACGCAUCGUUUGCCACCUUUAGUGCCUUUCGCGUGCGGUCGGAUUUUAACGCAAGCGUCAUUGUGUUGGUCGCGGCGCCCACUACGCUCUUUGGAAGCCUUUACUCUUCACAGAAGAUUAUUCUCAUAGUGCUGGGAAUUACAACGGUGGGGGCGACCCUAAUGGUGUACGUUGUCCUCAAUAUCUGCGUCAUACGCCCACUGCGUGGCAUUGCUGAGGAUCUCCGUGUUGCGGCGAAGGUGGGAACUGGGUCUGCUGCUGCUGCCACUGCUACUACUACUACUACUACUACUACUACUACUACAAUCAAAGCACCUCCAACGCUGCACCGUGCUGUGUCUUCCCUGGUGGAGAUAUACAACUUACAGAGGGUGUGUGUUUCACUGCAGGAACAACUGAUUCAUCUGCGUUCAUUCUUGCCAGAGGGUCUUUUCGAAGUGGAGCGACUUCUUCAGGGGGAAGCAAGUCGAAGUUGUGCCGGGCUUCAUUGCAGAGAUGAUAUAGCUGAUGAUGAACGUGCAAUGAGCAAGUGGAAUGGAGAGACAGCGGAGACAGCAACCAAUGCCGUGCACAACUUCGAUGUGGGCCUCACAAAAAACAUACUUGGCGACUCCAAUGAUAAAAUCAACACCUUCACGGACGUGACAUGCUCGGUGGUGGAGGUGUGUAUUGUAGAUAUCAUGGACAACGUUGAGUGUACUGGCGAGGUGGCGAGUGUGGUGAUACAAGCAGCAAAUAAGUAUGGCGGAUGCAUUGAUGUGUUCGUGCCUGAGCUAUUUCAUGUGAUUUUUGGAUUCAGUCCGCGGCUUCAAUCAGACAAGUUGGAGGCGACGUACUGCGCCCUUGAAAUCCUUCGCAAUCUCCCCGAUCCCGUGCGCCGCUGCUGCACAAUUGUGGUCGAUAGUGGCACCUUCCAGUUCGGUGUCUGUGGUGGGCCAGAGAGGAAGGAGCUCGUCCUUAUGGGGCGGUCUAUCGGCCUGGAUCUUAUUCACUUACAGCGACACUAUGGUGUGCCGUUGGUGAUUCUCCAAUCCACAGCGUCGCACAUUCGUGCCUCUGUGCACGUGCUUCCUUUUACCUCGGUCCUGCUUAACAAACCGGACAUGCCGCAUCACGUCAUGCUCUACACUGUCAUUGACGGUAUCGCUGAUGAGGCGAUGUGGCGCAUCGUGGAGGCGAGGUACUGCAAGGGAUUUUCCCACCUCAUGCAGGAGGACUACUGCGAGGCACUGACCUUUUUCGAGAUUCUUCAUUUGGAGCUGUUUCUCACGCCUCAACUGACGCAAUUCCUCCGCUGCCAAAUGGCUCGCGUGCAUCGGGCAUUGGAUAAGCAGUUCGAGGCUCUUCCUGAGAUGAUGUUGUGGCCCUCACGCUCUCUAACGUUCGGCAGUAACCACAGCAUGACGGAUGGACAGCUACAAUCACCCGCCUCGCGCCGUACGCGCGGCGGCGCCGACACCGCCCUGUCGUAUAGUCUCACCUCCACGCGGCCCCAGUCACCCAUCAGGAACAUCCCACAGCAUUUCUGGGACAAGGAUGGCGUCCGUUGGACACGCGCCGCUGAAGGCUUCGUGGAGAACCGCCGCUUCCCCGUCUUCCUCGGUAUCAGCGAUACCGGCACCCUUGCGGCACUCAAGUUUUUACCCAUCUCAUCCUUGCCAGAAAUAGGCUACAAAGACACUCGCAGUAUUGAAGAGUGGUGGUCCCUCGCACUGACAGUUUAUCACGUGAACAUUGUGCAAAUUCUUGGCUUUGGCCGAACCAAGCGGCACGUGUGUCUCAUCAUGGAGUUCGUGCCAGGAGGAACGCUGCGUCAGUCGGUCAGUCGAUACGGCCGGGCGCUACCACCUAUGGCGGUGAAACGAUUUCUCGUGAGCACACUGCGUGGGCUGGAGUAUCUGCACAACCGUGGUCUCGUACAUGGCAACCUGCGACCCGAGUGCAUCAUGGUGGCUGUCGAGGGUGUAUACAAAUUGCGUGGUAUCAGAAAGAUGACGGCGGCAGGGGCGACGGUAAGCGAGCUGCAGGCGGGUUAUCGUUGUGGUGGGUCGGCGUACUGCAGCCCGGAGACUUUCGCAAAUUGUACACAAAGUGCUGCUAGCGACAUCUACGCGGUGGGCGUGAUGGUGCUGGAGAUGAUCCUCAAUCGGACGCCAUGGCGCUGGAUUGACCGUGCGGUUACAACACAUGCGGGUGACGCUUCCCUCGCUGAGGAUGACAGCAUUCAACGAGAACUACGGCCGAAGUCUCAGCAGGAGGAGGAGGAAGAGGCACGUAAAGCACGUUUGGGCUUAGUGGCAAUCCUUUCAGACUUUGAGAAGACACGUGCGGCGCUGGAAGAGGGAAAAAUCGCGUUGGAGGAAGUACCAUGCGACGCGGACCCGGUCCUGCGCGAGGUGCUUUGCAGCUGUUUGGCACCUGAGCCGGCGGCACGUAAGACGGCGUCGGAGUUGUUGCAGCUCCUGAGCGACAUGCCGUGA
This is a messenger RNA of Trypanosoma grayi, 4035 nucleotides long. Its product is annotated as protein kinase. NCBI's taxonomy places the organism in Eukaryota, Euglenozoa, Kinetoplastea, Trypanosomatida, Trypanosomatidae. Gene Ontology annotation, biological process: protein phosphorylation. The coding region runs from base 1 to 4035 and encodes 1344 amino acids. The record is from RefSeq and is a predicted model, not a curated record. Gene Ontology annotation, molecular function: protein kinase activity; ATP binding. The transcript has a single exon.